GGACACGCUGCACUUCUCUUGGGGCGCUCUUCCCCUUGGCCGACCCGCGCAACUUUGGGACAGUGGCUGUUUGGUGUUGAAUGUUCUCCUCCGAGAGCGCAUGGCUGGGGAAGCGAGGUGCGGGCCCGGUUCCCGAGGGGCCGCCGUCUGGGAGGCGGUGCUGCUGUGGCUGUGCCUGGGAGUCCCGACCGGGCACCCCUACAACGUGGACACCGAGAGCGCGCUGCUCUACCAGGGCCCCCCCAACACCCUGUUCGGCUAUUCGGUGGUGCUGCACAGCCACGGGGCGAACCGAUGGCUCGUAGUGGGGGCGCCCACGGCCAAUUGGCUUGCCAACGCUUCAGUGGUCAAUCCCGGUGCGAUUUACAGAUGCAAGAUCGGAAAGAAUCCAGACCUGAAUUGCGAACAGCUCCAGCUGGGUAGCCCUAAUGGAGAACCUUGUGGAAAGACUUGUCUGGAAGAAAGAGACAAUCAGUGGUUGGGGGUCACGCUUUCCAGACAGCCGGGAGAAAAUGGAUCCCUCGUGACUUGUGGGCAUAGAUGGAAAAAUAUAUUUUAUAUAAAGAAUGAAAAUAAGCUCCCUACGGGUGUUUGCUAUGGAAUGCCCUCUGAUUUACGGACAGAACUAAGUAAAAGAAUAGCUCCAUGCUAUCAAGAUUAUGUGAAAAAAUUUGGAGAAAAUUUUGCAUCGUGUCAAGCUGGAAUAUCUAGUUUUUACACAGAGGACUUAAUUGUGAUGGGAGCCCCAGGAUCAUCUUAUUGGACCGGCUCUCUUUUUGUCUACAAUAUAACUACAAAUAAAUACAAGGCUUUUUUAGACACAAAUAAUCAAGUUAAAUUUGGAAGUUACUUAGGAUACUCAGUAGGAGCUGGUCAUUUUCGGAGUCCACAUACAACUGAAGUAGUUGGAGGAGCCCCUCAACAUGAACAGAUUGGUAAAGCAUACAUAUUCAGCAUCGAUGCAAAAGAACUAAAUAUCUUACAAGAAGUGAAAGGAAAAAAGCUUGGCUCUUACUUUGGAGCUUCUGUGUGUGCUGUGGACCUCAACGCAGAUGGCUUCUCAGACCUACUGGUGGGAGCGCCCAUGCAGAGCGUCAUCAGGGAGGAAGGCAGAGUGUUCGUGUACGUCAACUCUGGCUGGGGAGCAGUAAUGAAUGAAAUGGAAACAGAGCUCAUUGGAAGUGACAAAUAUGCUGCAAGAUUUGGGGAAUCUAUAGUUAAUCUUGGUGACAUUGAUAAUGAUGGCUUUGAAGAUGUUGCUAUUGGAGCUCCACAAGAAGAUGACUUGCGAGGUGCUAUUUAUAUUUACAACGGCCGAGCAGAUGGAAUCUCGUCAGUGUUCUCACAGAGAAUUGAAGGACUUCAAAUCAGCAAAUCAUUAAGUAUGUUUGGACAGUCUAUAUCGGGACAAAUUGAUGCAGAUAAUAAUGGAUAUGUAGAUGUGGCAGUUGGUGCUUUUCGGUCUGAUUCUGCUGUGUUGCUAAGGACAAGACCUGUAGUGAUUGUCGAAGCUUCCUUAAAGCAUCCUGAGUCAGUAAAUAGAACAAAUUUUGACUGUGUUGAAAAUGGAUUGCCUUCUGUGUGCAUGGAUCUAACACUCUGUUUCUCAUACAAGGGCAAAGAGGUUCCAGGUUAUAUUGUUUUGUUUUAUAACAUGAGUCUGGAUGUGAACCGGAAGAUAGACUCUCCGUCAAGAUUCUACUUUUCUUCUAAUGGAACGUCUGAUGUGAUCACGGGCAGCAUAAAAGUGUCAAGCAGAGUAGCUAACUGCAAAACACAUCAAGCGUUUCUGCGGAAAGAUGUGCGGGACAUCCUCACCCCCGUUCGGAUUGAAGCUGCUUACCGCCUUGGGCAUCAUGUCAUCAGUAAACGAAAUGCAGAAGAGUUCCCACCACUUCAGCCAAUUCUCCAGCAGAAGAAAGAAAAAGACAUAAUUGAAAAAACAAUAAACUUUGCAAGAUUUUGUGCCCAUGAAAAUUGUUCAGCUGAUUUACAGGUUUCUGCGAGAUUUGGAUUUUUAAAACCACAUGAAAAUAAGACCUAUCUUGCUGUUGGAAGUAUGAAGACAGUAAUGUUGAAUGUGUCCUUGUUUAAUGCUGGAGAUGAUGCGUAUGAAACAGCUCUGCACAUCACACUCCCCGCUGGCCUUUACUUCAUUAAGAUUUUAGAUCUGGAAGAAAAACAAAUAAGCUGUGAAGUAACAGACAGCUCUGGCUUAGUCAAACUUGACUGCAGUGUUGGUUACAUAUAUGUUGAUCACCUAUCAAGGAUAGAUGUCAGCUUUCUGCUGGAUGUGAGCUCACUCAGCAGAGCGGAAGAGGAUCUCAGCAUCACAGUGCACGCCACCUGUGCAAAUGAGGGGGAAAGGGAGGACCUGACGCGGAACAGAGUGACUUUAGCAAUACCUCUCAAGUACGAGGUCAUGCUAACUGUUCAUGGAUUUGUCAACCCAACUUCAUUUGUGUAUGGACCAAAGGAAGAAAAUGAGCCUGAAAUGUGCAUGGCAGAGAAAAUGAACUUCACUUUCCAUGUUAUCAACAUGGGUCACAGCAUGGCUCCAAAUGUUAGUGUGGAAAUAAUGGUACCGAAUUCUUUUACCCCCCAAACCGAUAAGCUGUUCAACAUUUUGGAUGUCCAGACUACUGCUGGAGAAUGCCACUUUAAAAAUUAUCAAAGAAAGUGUGCAUUAGAGCAGGAGAAAGGUUCAAUGGAGUUCCUGAAAGACAUUUUCAAAUUCUUGUCCAAGACUGAUAAGAAGCUACUGUUCUGCAUAAAAGAUGAUCCAUACUGUUUAAAUUUUUUCUGCCACUUUGGGAAAAUGGAAAGUGGAAAAGAAGCCAGUGUUCACAUUCAGCUGGAAGGCCGGCCAUACCUUUCAGAAAUGGAUGAGACUUCGGCCCUCAAGUUUGAAAUAAGAGCAACAGCUUUUCCAGAGCCUAAUCCAAAAGUUAUUGAACUAAACAAAGAUGAGACUGUUGCACAUGUUCUGCUUGAAGGACUACAUCAUCAAAGACCCAAACGUCAUUUCACAAUAGCAAUUAUUUCAAGUAGCUUGUUCCUUGGACUUAUUUUGCUUUUAUUGAUUUCAUAUGUUAUGUGGAAGGCUGGCUUCUUUAAAAGACAGUACAAAUCUGUCCUCCAAGAAGAAAACAGAAGGGACAGCUGGAGCUACGUUAACAGCAAGAGCAACAAUGAUGAUUAAAGACUUCUUUCAAAUUGAGAGAAUAGACUCAGGUUAACCAAAGAAAUUCAAGACAGUGUUUACAAGAAACCCAGAAUUCUGCUUAGAUUUCUCCUAUGUACUUCAUUCAUUCAUGACCUUGUGACAUACUAGGUCUCGAUGCAAGUGAAAAAUCCCAAGCAAUGAUUACUCUUCCAGAGGAAAAUAAUCUCUCAGUUCUAAACAGAUAGAAAAAAACACUAAAGCAUUCAGUUUAUUCAAGGUAAGUAAUCCCUCGAAGAUACCUUGAAAUGAAAGUGCAUCUGAAUUAAAUCAUGUUGAGGAAGUAAACAACUCAUUUGGAGAGGUCUUGGACUUGAAAUAUCAUUCCUUUAAAAGAAAUAAUUUGCCAGGUGUGCUUGCUUCGGUAAAAUAAACUCCACUGAAUAGGCAAUGAUUCAUUUCUAAUAGAUAUUUGGGACUCACUGGAAAAAUCCAGCUAAAUAUAUUUAAAGAAUGAAGAGCUGUUCCUCAAUUUUCUUAUGAAUAAAAGAAGACGACUAAUGUUUUAAAGCAGAUUUUAUCUUUGAAGAUCUUUAUUUCUAAUACCUUUAUGAUGGGCUUUGAUCAACAACCAUUUAGUCAGCAGUCUAUGUAAGAGCACUUGGGGCCUGAGGAGCAAAUUCCAGACUGAAUUUAUACACUGGUUUGAGUUUAAUGACUUCUGAAUAAUUACUGUUUAUACAGCUAUGGAUUCUCUCUGUAUAUAUACAUAAGUUCUUAAAAGAAUAUAACACAUUUUUAUCAAGGGUACCCAGGAGUAAUGUCUAAAAUCCAUUUUUAGUGAAAUUUUUUUACUUACAAAAAAAAAUUUUUUUACUUACUGUUUUAGUGGUAAGUAAAAUAGUUUUUAUGAAAAAGCAAAAGUACUUAAGAACAAAAGUACUUAAGAAUUCUAACUUAUACUCUGAAACAGAUUGUGAAUGUUGCACUUUAGCUUAUAUUUCAAAUAUAAAUACACUGAUAAUAUGUCAAAUAUGAAAACUGUACCUCAUUAAUGACUCUUAAAAAGCCAAACUCUACGAAGACCAUGCUUGGAGGCCAGUAUUUCAUAUAAAUUAGAUACUAUGUAAAAUAGUGACUGUCAAAUCAAGCAAAUGCCCCUACUUGUGUAGAUAUUACUUUCUCCUCAGAUGUAUGUAUUACAUGUGUUUUUAUCAGGUGUGUAAGAGCAUUCUCGUCUGCAUGGAAUUAGAGAAACAAAAUCUGGAAAUUUAACUUUUAGCUUGUAUUCAGUGAAUAUAAAUGUGACAUAAAAAUUUCCAUGAUCUGUUUUAGUGGUAAGUGAAAUAGUUUUUAUGAAAAAGCUUCUGGAUUUUAAAUAUUCUGUAGUAUCUUUUCACUUGCAAAUACAGUCCUUUUUCAUAUUUAUUCAGGCAUGUGACCUGGAUGCUGAUAGCUGUGAGUUGUCCUAUAUCUGUCUUUAUUAUUGGAAGCAAUUAAAUAGUAAAAGACUUCUGUCUAUCUGAAGCCCCUGCCAACAGCAGUCUUUCUCAGGCUGCUGAAAUUCCUGCAGGUUCUCUGUUCAUGAGCCCACAUUAGUAAUUGGUGGCCAGAGAACAAGGAGGGCAGAGUUUCUGAAGGCACUCGAUGGGUGAAACCCAAUCUGCGAGCAUGAACCCUCCUGAACACGGUAUAUCCCAGCAGUCAUUAAUUAAGCUUCAAAAGGUAUUAUAUAAGCAAAUGAUCUGCUUUUUUCAUUACAUAAAAAGCAAAGUAAUCCUUUCAGGAGAUUUUCUGGAAUCAUUGGUGAAGGAUGAUCUCUGAGGCAAUUUAAAUUGGGCUCUUUUCUAUCCAGAGAUGAUAGCAUGUGGGGUAUUGAGUGUGCUAAACCAGUGUGCUAGGAUUGCUGGAUAACACGACUUUCAGAAGCAAAGAGAAAACAGCUCCUCACUAGAUAGCUACUUCUCAUACUUCAAAAUUUGUUAUGGAUUUGAAAAUACUUAAAGAAAAUCAACAACUUUUAGCUUUCAGGGAAUAGUCACAAAAUCAGUUCCCUAACAACUUAAAAUAGUUUAUCUCUUUGGCAAAUAACGUAGGUAUUGGAGCCAUUUUGAAAUCUGGAUUAGGAUCUCACCAGGGCAUCCUUAGGUAAUCUCUGGCAUCCAUCUGUAGGAACCAGGCUGUAGGAAAUUUUAUACCCAUAGAGGAUGGACUCAAAUCCUGAAAGGUGAAAGCAUCCAAAUUAUUUCACUUGGGAAUUACUGACAGAUCAUCAUGAUGUUUUGAGUAUAUGAAUGUUUACUUUCAGUUCCAAUAAAUACUUUCUGAAACCCAGAAUUUAAUUCAUUAUAUUUCAUGGCUUAAGUUAUAGAAGCCAAUUUUUAGCAACAAAAAUAGCAAUUUUCAUUUCUUUAAAAAAAUAACUUUUCCCCUAUAUCUUUAAUGUAUGACCAGUUCCUUCCUAUUAAAAUUCUAGUUUGUACAUUUCUUUUAUAAACAAUUACAUGUUACUUUGGAAUCAUUCAUUUCUUCCAUGCUUCCUCCAUAAAGACUGAUAAGUCUUGGGUGUAAUCUGUAAGAAAUAGAUGUGUAAUUAUUUCAUCAACCUCUUGUUAUUUUUCACACACAUAUACCUAUUGAGUCUGGUACAUAAUACCAAAUACCAAUCUAACGACAGGAAGGCAAACCUCCAUUCGUGGCAGAGCUCAAUCUUGUAAAUGUAGAGGGGUUGCUGAUAGAUGGACACUGGUAAUUACUGUAACAUCCAGACAUUGUGCCUACAGGGUGCCGCUCCUGCCCCGGUCUUCCACCCCUUGAGUCCUAAUGCUUUCCAGCAAUGAGUCUGCAUGGUCCUAAACUUGUUUCAUGCCAGUUGUCCUGUUACAGAGUAUAUAAAACUGUUGCUGUGUUGAGAAGGUUGAAUGCUGGGGAAAGGGCUGAAAGCAGCCCGCCACUGAAUACAAAGUGAUCAAGACUGGAGCUUUCAAUGUGUACCCAUCCGCUGUGCAGAGCGCGUUCACAAGGUUAAGCUCUCGAUCCACUUUCAAGAUUACAAAACAUAUAUUGCUAAAAUCACAAAACAAAUUGUAGACAUUAUCUGUACAGUUUAGGGAGAAUGGUCAUUUGAAAUGCCAAUAUACUCAGAAAAUUUGGUGAUGAGUCUAUACGAAAAUGCUUGGGCUGUAUGUAACAACUGGUGAAUAAAUGUAAAGUUAUACUUUAUUUAUUAAAAUUGUACAUCUA
Molecule: messenger RNA, 6406 nt
Organism: Mustela erminea (ermine)
Lineage: Eukaryota; Metazoa; Chordata; Mammalia; Carnivora; Mustelidae
Gene: ITGA4
Product: integrin subunit alpha 4
Exons: 28
Coding region: 101-3202 (1033 amino acids)
Biological process (GO): cell-cell adhesion; cell-matrix adhesion; cell adhesion mediated by integrin
Cellular component (GO): external side of plasma membrane; integrin complex
Molecular function (GO): integrin binding
Source: RefSeq, a predicted model, not a curated record